This is a messenger RNA of Amyelois transitella, 1854 nucleotides long. RefSeq names its product stabilizer of axonemal microtubules 2. The transcript has 13 exons. Gene Ontology annotation, cellular component: cytoskeleton; sperm flagellum; ciliary basal body. Bases 98 to 1657 code for a protein of 519 amino acids. Gene Ontology annotation, biological process: microtubule anchoring. NCBI's taxonomy places the organism in Eukaryota, Metazoa, Arthropoda, Insecta, Lepidoptera, Pyralidae. The record is from RefSeq and is a predicted model, not a curated record. Gene Ontology annotation, molecular function: microtubule binding.
GUUUUUAUAAAUUAUUUUCAGUCAAUUUUCAUAUUAGUUUUUAGUUUCAAUUUUUUUACAGUGUUAUUUGAAUACAUUUAGGUGUGUCCGUUAAAUUAUGCCUGAGUGUAUACCAUGCCCCGCGGCUGCGCCGUGCGCGGCGUCCGCCGGGAUAAAAUCUGGCCUGCGGGACGGGCAGCCUAUUGACGGGAAGCAGGAGAACCCAUGCCCCUGCAGGAGCUGCUGCUGCGGAAAACCACCUAUCGUUAAGCCAUGCUACAAACAACCCAAGAUCCCGGACUCGUACGCGCCCCGACGCUGCUACAUGAAGCCGACGGCGCCGGUGGAGGGCACCACCACGUACAACCUGUCGUACCUGCCGGUGGACGGCUGCAAGAACCUCAGGGGGGAGGCGAGGAAGCCCGCCCCCAAUCUGGUGCCGAGCUGUGAGCCUAUGGAGUCUUGUACUGUGCAGAAGUUGUCAUUCCUGCCAAACCCUGUCUGCGUGACGCAGCCGAUUCGCCCCUGCAACCACGACAUGUGGGGCCAGGGUCCCAUGCAGAACCUCACGACACAGCGUCACGACUACGUGCCCAAACCAUGCGUACUGCGGGAGAGCUUUAAGCCCCCAGCGAAGUUUCACUGCGUGGAACAGCCUUUCGAAAAUCGCACCGUCAACAAGCUAUCAUAUUUGCCGCCUGAGAAGAUAGAGCCGACGAAAUCCUACGCCCCAGAGCGGUGUUACGAAAAGCCGGCCGCCAAGAUGGACGGCUCGACCACGCACAAGAUGAGCUAUUUGCCCAACCAGAUUCUUCCUAAGGAACCUCUACCGUGGGCUUGCAAGGGACAGUACCAGAAGCCGUGCCAGAAACUGGAUGGCAACACUACUUACACAAUGAGCUUUCUAGACGCGGGCAGCGACUGCCGGCGGCGCGCCAUCAUUCCGGACAGCUGCACCAACCCCGUCACCGCCUCCAAGAGGUUCGAGACCCAGACCGUCUACAAGGGCAGCUACCUCCCCGCCAAAGCGCCGAUACCGCAGCCGGUGAAGCCUAUGCCCAACCUGGUGCCGUCCACCGCUCAGAUGGAGGGCGAUACUGUGCACAAGCUGUCCUUCCUGCCGAACCCGGUCUGCGUGACGCAGCCGAUCCGGCCGUGCCACCACGACAUGUGGGGCCAGGGUCCCAUGCAGAACCUCACGACACAGCGUCACGACUACGUGCCCAAACCCUGCGCCCUUCGGGAGAGCUUCAAACCGCCAGCCAAGUUCCAUUGCCUUGAACAGCCGUUUGAGAAUCGCACCGUGAACAGAAUGUCGUACAUAAACCCUGGACGGCAGCCGCCACCAGCGUCCUUCGCACCCAGCAGAUGUUACGAGAAACCUGCUGCAAAAAUGGAGUGUGCGACGACGCAGAAGAUGUCGUACCAGCCGGUGUGCGCGCCGGCGCCGCAGCGGCCGCCGUGGGCCUGCAAGGGGCAGUACCAGAAGCCCUGCCAGAGGCUGGAAGGCACCACGGUCUACCGCUCUUCGUUCCUGCCGCCCGGUGAAGACUGCACGGAGUACAUGGACCCCUGCUCUUAUGGGGAUUGCAAACCUUGUGACUGCAUCUGCCCAGCCGAAUGCAUCGCGACGGAUCCGUGCGCUUGUAACUUCCCGAAAGCGGAGUGUUGCAGUUAGCGGCCAUUUUGAAGCCGUUCCAAAUUCAAAAGUGGAAAUGUCGACAAGAUGGCGUCUGAUUUGUCUCGCGUCGCCAGCAAUGUGCCUGCGGACUGGACUUUAAAUCCCAGUGAAAGGCGGUUAUUUUUAUAUUUUGUUGAUUUUAUUUUAUAAAUUGUGAUUUAUUUAGAAAUCGACAGUACCUUAGAAUACGUUGC